Sabethes cyaneus is the source of this 8789-nucleotide messenger RNA. RefSeq lists its product as uncharacterized. NCBI's taxonomy places the organism in Eukaryota, Metazoa, Arthropoda, Insecta, Diptera, Culicidae. The coding region runs from base 1549 to 6453 and encodes 1634 amino acids. The transcript is spliced from 2 exons. The record is from RefSeq and is a predicted model, not a curated record.
GAGAACGGUCACGUUUCGAGUGAAGUGAGCUUUUAUGUUUUUGAUUUCAUAUCAACAUAAACAGAGUGUGUGCGGUAUUGGUGGGAAGUUCGAAGGACUAUCACCGGCUAUUAGCGGGAAACAAAUCAACAACCCUGCUAAAAGGGUUUUUUUUCGGAGAGCUUAUUAGUGGCAGUGACUAGGAAGUUUGCGCGUCGGCCAAUUAUCCUACUCAUUAUUAUGGGUGUACCUCCUCGGUGUGGAUAGGAAAAUACAGAAAUGGUUAAAAACACCUGACUCAUGGGGAUUGUGCUUCUAAAUUUCAAAUUUUAACACACAAACACGCACAUGUUGCGCCAAACUAGUUAUUAUGGUGAAUUUGAUGACCUACUGGUUGCCCCAGAGCAGCCACUGUUGAAAAGCCGUGCCGGUACGGAUCUACACUACGGUAGCGGUGACGAGGAAGAACGGAAAAAGCCGUUGAAGAUUGGAGAAGAGGCAGCAACAGCAGCAGCUGGUCAAGUGGUUACUGUUUGGGCGCUAACGGCAGACCGGAUUCGGAUGUGUUCAGCUGUGCGUGUUUCGGUUGUGUACAAAUUUUGACAGCGCCGUCGAAGCCAGUCAAUGUGUAACGUGUCCGAGACGUAAAAGGCGGGAAGUGAUCCCAAGUGCCCAUCGAGCCACGUCGAGUGCCGAACGGUGAAGAUUGUGCGUGUAACUCGAGCUCCAGGAGUCGUACCGAGUGGCCACCGAGCGAUGAAAUAAAGUGCCUAUUCGAUAAGUCAAGCCAUUCGAACGGUGGAACGUGAGCUGUGAAUGUUUUCGGAAUUUCGGCACGCCAUCCAGUGAAUGAAUUUACAACUGCGACGCACGUCGCCACCGAUCGAUCGCAACUUUCACGAAAAGGGGUUUUCGGUUUUACAAGCGUGUGUCAACCUACCCUGAUGGUGGUGGCUCGUUCGUUUUGAAUGAAUAAAUAAUUAAACACGAGUGGAAAUCGAACCUUGUCGAAGCUAUUACCUUUACAAAUCAGUGGAAUCAACCGAGCAGACGUGUGGUGAAGAAGACGAAGGGUGCUUUCAAAAUUGGUGGAAAGUGUUUUGGUUGUCGAGUCGACGAUCGGUAAACAGCCUUACUUUACGAGUUUGUUCCGUGAGCGGAAGGUACGAUAAUCAUGUGACAAAUAAAUUAAGUUGGCCGUUUCGCUAAAUUGAUUUUGUAACAAACUUUGACUCUCCGAGGACCGACCACCGGUAAGGGUAUCCGUGGAACGCCACCAACAGUCAGUUAGAGUGCCUUUCAAUAGCCAAACGAAAAAUCACGUGAACCAGUGGUUAAGUUCGACGAACGAAGAACAGCGAGGAUUCAGAUGCUGAGGGGUGGUAAAUAAUCGUUGUGAUCGCUGGAACCAGUAGCAGCCUAAAGGUUCCCUAGAGGAACCGAUUGCGGUACUGCAAGCAGCCUAGACUAUUUGGACGCCACCUGCUAUACCGGAGGAGGACGAGUAGACGAGCGAGGAGGCAACAUCGAAGUUAUAGCGGUGCAAUUUCAACUCGUUGGUGAAUCAACAUGUAUUUAGUUCAGACUAUACAGACGGCAUCGCCCUGGAGGCCCCAGUUGCCACUACCGAAGGACAUAACCUUGCAUGUGCAGCAGCAGCAACAGAAACAGAGCAUGGAUAAGUCGUCCUCGAAGAAGGACAAAGACAAGAAAUGGUCACUUGGGAAUCUGUUCCGUCGGAAGCAGAAGAAGGAGCUGGACUAUGAGUCCAGCUCGGAGGAGGAUCGGAAGGCAGGCUUUCUGCCGGUGAAGCAAAACCGAACCCAAGCGGUCGGACAGAGUGGCACCCUGAACGGGAAGCAGCGCAAAAAGCGAUCGAGCAAACAUCACGGCGGGUUCGAUCACAUCGUAGUCAGUCAGAACCAUUUGAAUAGUUAUGGGUUUAAGGAAAGUGAUAGUGUGAAUUCUAUUGAUAAGUAUGUAGUUUCUAUGGGCUCUCUAGAUAGGAGAGCACGGCGGGAUGUAGGUAAAAUUAAAGAUGGCAAGGAGUCUUCCAGUGAUGAGGAAUCGCACAGAUCGUCGUCAAUGUCUAGGUUUAGGAGUGACGAUAGUUUAGGGAAUCAUAGCGGAUGUUCGAACCGAAGAUCCAGAACGGCUAGAACGGAACGAUAUCUGAAGAGAAUGUCUAAGGACGGAGAAGGAAGUCCGGUUAGCCGAUGGCAUACGCAGCCCAUCUCUCCGAGCAUGCUUCAUGGCAGCAUACAGUCCGUAGAUAACGUUCACCGCCGAGGGUACUCUGCAGGCGCUCACCCGAGUCUGAGAAAUUCUUCUAGUCUUACCAAUGUGCCUCAUUUAUUUCACCCUCCGAAUCCGUACGCCCAACCACAACAAAUCUACCAGAUCAACCCAUCGGCUACCUAUGAAAACAGUUUCUACAUUCAAAGCAAGGCGAACUCCAUACGUGACGCCGUUCGAAGUCCACCACCGGUGCCACCACGUGAUCCGCAACGACGACUGACUAUUGGUCAUCCUCAGGAUGCUCGGCCAAUAUCAUAUGCGUUUGAUCGAUCGCAAAUGACAGGAGCUCAUCCCAAUAGUGGCAACAUUUGGCAACCGAAUGGAAAAUGCAUUAGCGAUGAUCGUCUUUGGGGUCCCAAUGCUGUUCAUCAGCAGACGCCUACUCCUCCCAAUUUUAUCAAUCCUCAUGUCACAAUUUCCCCGAGGCCAUCUUCCGUUCAACCGGAACCGGUUCAGAAACGAUACAUCUCGCGGCAUCCUCAACAAUCCAACCCUUCCCCAAAUCAGGGAUAUAUUGCAAUACAACAUCCGCACCAUCACCAUCAUAUUCAUCGCCACAAUCAGCUGCAGCAAUUAUCACCUCAACCACAAUCGGACGCUUUCGCGCAACAACCGAAACGACCGGCCGAAUACCGGUACGUAACGGACGUAACGCCUCGAUCGCGAAAACCGAUUCAAAUUCAAGAUCGCACAUUCGAAUCAUUCGAACCUGCACAACAGCGCGUCCAGAAAACACCUCCACAAACCACUCCACCGGAGCCCAGUCCGACGGUUUACAUUCGUACACGACCGCUCAAAGGAGGAGAUCCGGAAGAGCCCGCCACACCGAAGACGCCCCAGCAAUCGGCUUCGGCAUUCUGGCGCAAAAUAGAAGAGGAACAGAACUCAAUCAAUCGGCACAGCCGAGCGAUCGAUCGCAAGCAGCAAAUGACGGGUGGAACCUCCCGCUCGGUUUCUUCGUCCCGUGCUCUGGAGCUCAUGAACCGUAAAAACCACGAAUUGACGAAAGAACUAAGCAAUCUGCUUGACGGUGGUAAGCAGGUCGAUCAAGAGAGUACCUCCGGAGGCCGUCUUUAUCUACGACAAGCACAGGAUACUAGAGAGAAAAAACUCGAGCUUAAGGAAAAAUCACGUUCACCACCGAAGAACAAGUACGAAGAGCACGUAGCGAAAGCAAUCGCCCAAUCGACUGCACCGCCCGCAGCCGCGUACAGGAAAUUCAGCACCGGAAGUGACUCCCGACAAAACGCAGCCUUCAUCCACGCCAAAUCACCCCCUCCACCGCCGGCACGGGGAAUUUCCAAGCGUAAUUCCUGCUCUGAAGAGGAACUGUCGAAGAAGCAAAAAUCUGCCAACCUGGAAGAAGCCAUCAACGAGCUGGAAGCCAUCUACAAGAGCCUACGGCUGAGCGACGAGGAUCUGCUGGACCGGGCCGAGCUGCGCGACGUCCCGACACCAACUUUGUUCAAGAAGAAAACGAAAUCUACCUCCGAGUACGACGACGACGAAGACGAGCGGCGUAAUUCCGAACCGGACAUUCAGCUGGACGACCUCAGCUUCCGUAGCCUGAAGCAGGCGAAUGAAAAAAUCAAAGCCCUCGAAAUUCAACCACCGUUCGGCAUUCCGCUGGGACCGAUUCCACCUUCACCGAAUACCGACUAUUUGAGUGCCCAAGCGGCGAAGCCCUGCAAACCGAGGUUCAUACCGAAGCGUUCGCCGGAUUUGGUAACGGAUGACUUAGCUUUCCGACAGCUACGGCGAGAUAAGGAUCUGCAGCAGAGUGUGGAUCGAGCAAAUUGCUAUACUCCUACGGCAAUGGAUGUUACGGAAGAAAAACCCGUCGCCAGUUUCGUGGAGGAUGUGAAAAAGAAGCGCAACAGUGCCAAGUUGACGUCCAAUACGUUGGCGUCGAAUAUCUACAAUCUGAUUCAAAGGGAUGCCGCGAAACCAUCGGGUGGUAAUCUAGAGGAUUACUAUAAGGCGGAACAGGUUGCUAAAAGUGCGCCGCCGGUGGAGAAGAAAGUGGCGAAGAAGGUUGAACAGCGAGCGAAGAGUGGGUCACCGAAGUUGACCGGCGGAGCGGUUUUCAAUCUACCUUCUACGUUGAAGUCAGUUUCACCGAAAGCCGCUGCACCGUCCUCGGAGGGUAGCAGCACAACUAGCACGCCCACUUCGAAGACGACGAAAACGAGCCCAGUAAUAGUGGGAGCGAAGCACAAAGCUGAGUUUGAGGAUAUUUUGAAUGCGAUUGCACAGGAGGCAAAGAGUACUAGCGAAAAGUUGGGCAUGGAUUUGGCGGAACUCCGGAAGGAAACGAAAUCGGUUUCGAGCGGAACCAGUCCGGAGACGAAACCGAAGAGUAAGAUUGUGGCGGCUCCGAAGGAACCUCCGACCGUUGUGGGGGAAAAUAGGAAAUCAUCGCUGAAGGUGGAAGAAGAUCCGGAUGAGAUGAAAGACGAAGCGACGAAGUAUUGUCAACAAAUGUUGCGCAAUGUCGUUGAGGGUGCGCGGUUGGACGUGGAGCAAAGGGUUCAGGUUCGGGAGAUUGAGGACACUUCGAGUGCGGCAAUGCUUUGUCAUGGAAUGAUCAAUAGAGUGAUUAUGCCGUCGCAGGUGAGUGUCGUGGAAUCGCCGGAGAAGGUGGUGCGUUCUGGUUUGUUUAGAGAUGUGACGCCGGUAGAGGUUGAGGAAGAGGAAUCGUUUGAGACGCUAUCCAAGCGCUGUCAGGAGCAGUUGAGCGAGCUGGAGGAUAUAAAUGAUGGGCAGAAAUCCGCUAUUGAAAGGGAUUAUGAUAAUUUGGUGGAGAGUAUUAAACCUUUGGAGUCCGAUACGGAUAAGAAGUCUACGGAGGAGGAGAUUGACAUUAUUAUGAAAGAGUGUGGUAUCGAGAAUGAUGUGCGAAUUACGAUCAAUUCAGUGCCUUUUCAGGAGACCGACACAACGACUGCAGGGAGUUACAAGCACAGUAAAGAAUCCAGCUUGGAUUUGAGUGAUAUUCACGGGCCUUCCCUGACGCCAACCGAUCCGAAAUCUUCUAGCGAGACGGAACAGUUCCCAAAAUCAUCCGACCUGACGUCGUGCAAUUUUUUAUCAUCUAGCGAUUGUCUGAAGUCGAACAGUGACCGUCGCAAGUCUAGUUCUUCCACUGGAAGUUCUAACGCCACUUCUGCUCUGCCAGUUAAGUCGACAGUGGAGGAAGUGAUGGCUGCUUCAGUGAGUACGGCUCAAACUGAUGCAACGCCAACGUCGCGUGUGUCGCCAUCCGAUGGUGAGUCGCAGUAUAACUCAUCCGAAGAGCUCGCGAUGAUUUUCGGCAUCAAGAGUCCAACACCGACAGGUAAAGGUCAUGAAUGUAGUGCAGAGUCAUUGUUGUGUGCAUCCAAAAAGCAUGGUGUGUCCGCUGCUAUCACUACCAACACCAACACUUCCAACACUAAUACAAAUACAGAUAGUAAUACUAGCGCUAACACUAGAUUUCACGAGGUAGAUAGUUUCUACCGGUCGGUGAGCUUUGCCCACAGUACCCAGCUAGACACGAUCGUCGAGGACUUGCAUGAGUUUGAGCUGGAUGGCUGCGAAAGUGGGGAAGCGGCCGGUGAACCGCAUCUAACGAAUCCGGAGAUAGAAUCAACCACAACUGAUUCCGGAAACGUUAGUCUGACUGACUUCGGCAGUGAGUUUACCGCCGAACGCCGGGUAACCUUCGUCAACGAAAUUCAGAUCGAUACCGGCUAUCGGUACCGGAACGAGAUCAGCAUUCCGGAGAUCUUCGUCGAAGACGUAGAUGGGACUGAGCCGGUGCCCCUAGAGGAAGUGGACGGUACAACAUCAGAAGAACCACCGAGCUGUGCCGAAACGGUUGAAGAUCCGAAGGUAGAGCCUCUGGAGGAGUUCGAGAAACUUACGAAAGAACAACCGCACGUGGAACGUCCUCCGAGUGAUAGUGAUAUUAAUCUGCGGAAACGAACGAACGACAGCGAACGUGACGACCGACCGAGCGGCAGCCAACGACUAAAGCCGACCAAUGGCGGCAAACGCAGCAGUAGUAGCAUCGUACAGCCACAGCAUGUAGUACUAGCAUGCACCUACGGUUUAGCUAAUAGUAAUUUCGAUUAUAUCACCGUUAUUGCUAUCAUUAUCGCCAUCAUCACACUGUUUGCACUGAUGGUUCUAUAAAACAAGCCAACAAAAACUGCUUAAUAGUUUCAAAACAAAAUCGGCUGACACAAAAAAAAACAAAAUUUCAGCACAAAUUAGCAACCCAUGAAACGCUUGCGCAACUUGCUUGAGUGUAAGUUUCGAUAAAUGACGUUUUUCGUUGUUGUUGUUGUUCUAACCCAACCUAGCACACACCGUUUAGAUGUUUGUGAUUUACUUAAUGCAUUAGUCGCGCUUUAAAGUAUGUUUAACGCUAAUCAGGAAAGUAAAAAGGCAAAUUCUAACUACAAAUUAGUAACGACUUGACUGCAAGCAACGUGUGCUAUCCGCAAAAGUGCUACCCUAACCUCAACCAGGUAAUUUCCGUUGAUUGUCAGCGCGAAGGAAACGCGAUCGUGUGCCAUUCUUAUCGUUUAUCGUUGCCGAAACUUUGCGCAAUUUUGCACGCACACGUGCAGAGAAAAAACCCACAUUUUUCACCUUUCAUUUUCACUUUCAUAUUUUAGCACAUAGAAUUGUUUUGCAAUGUUUUCAAUUAAUGAAAUCGCUUCCGUUACCCCGUUGUUUUCAAUACACAGAACUGUCAGUGGACUAAGAAUUUUGGUGUCGUGGCUUACUUUGUGUAGCUUGUUCGGACAAAAAUGUUCCAUGUUUGUUGAGUUCAAUCCAAACCUCUCGCUAACCACAUCUGUCUGUCACACGGCCGCUGUUGGGCACUUCUUCUAGCCGGGGAAUCCGAAUCGAUGCGACACGAAGAUUCCGCCGCCACCGCCUCCAGCGGGUCUAAUCCUUCGCCACCGGCUCUGGAACGGUCCAGGGCGGAUAAUCGGGAUUCCGGAGGAAUCCAAAACCUUUGCUUUUGUUUGCUAUAGAAACACUGCCUUCCCUCCUGCGCUGCGUUGCGUAAAAGGCAAAAAUGUGCACAAGUUUUGUAGGUCAACGCGCGCGAGCCGCUCCUUCGAACCUUCGGUUCGUUUGGGCUGGGUUUGGCACGACAUUCUUCAUCGUUAGAAAGAUAGUUUUCCACUUAUGUAACGUACUGUAAAUUAUGUAAAAUAUUUUUAAGCUGCUACCUACUUGAAGGCUUCGGUUUUUGCUGCAAUUUUCUACCAUUACUUAGCUAUUAGACUGCAUCAUGUGCCAAUGACAAGUUUAUAAUUAAUUAGAAUUAACAUACCUGCUACCUUCGCCCUACUGAGUACUUUUACUUAGCCUUAAUUUCUAAGUUUCGGAAUUCAAACAAACAAAACACAAAACCUAAUUAAACCAUUUCUUUUCCCCCAAACCGGAAUUGUUCUGUUUUUCUUUUAGAUUUUUACUAUAGCUACUAAGUUCUUCACCUGAACGCGUAGGACAAACCGAAUGAGAAAAACAAAUUAAACCGACAUUAUGCCAAAAUAGACAUACAAAGCGAACUGCAACGCCAUUAUUUUACCGUAACCGUUAGGGAGUUCUGAACCAUUGUAAAUGUUGUAGUUGUAUUGUGUCUUCAGCCUCAAACGAAAUAAAUCCCGACCUAGUGGAUCUACCUAAGUGUAAAUAUUACUACCGGUUAGUUCACCAGCAGGCCGAGAUGCUGUGGUAGACCGCAGAUUAAUGUGUACAUAAUAAUAUCCUGUAUUGAUUGUUAAAAAUUCUACCCGGAUAAGAUAGGUUGAGCGCUUACUUACGCCGAACUAUAUGUAUAGAGUAUCUACAAAACUAUUUUCGUUGUAUUUUGAUGGCAGAAAAAAAUAUUUUUAACCAUAUUAAUCGAUUAAAAAUGUGCAGAUUUUACCAUACUAUUGUUACUGCGAAAAAAAACCAUGAAACAAGUUAUGAUAGGUAUAUAACGCUGACAGAUCAACAUCAACAUCAUUACCUUAAAUAGAAAUUAUAUUUUUGUUCUUUGUUAAUUGGUCACUUUGAAUAAAUAAUAAAAAAAUCCUCAAUGUUUUGUUUUAAUCUUAUAAUUUUAGAAAUGUUAUCGGUUUAUUACUCAUCGUUACUGAUGGACAAACACCGUACACAGUUUAGUUUAGUUCCCUUUUGACUAUUAUCAGUGUUUCCGUGAAUGAAUAUUGAUGAGGCUAAGCAAAACGUUUUGUAAUUUUAAAUUUAACGCAAUUGCUUCUUUCUGCGGCGCUUUUUUCACGGCGCAGAACAUUUUCUCUAGUAUCUUCAAGCAUUUGCAUCCGACGCGACAGUAUCCUGUAGUUCGUCUGCUAAUGUUUAUGAAAUGCUCACAUACAUAUAAUCGUUUAAGGCUUCGAUUAGAGGUAUAUUUAUUCAAUACAGUUUUGACAACUGCCUAGCUUUGCUUUCACAAAGCCAAGGUCCGCUUAUCUAUUAUUAGUUUUAAUUAAUUUCACCAA